Molecule: messenger RNA, 1760 nt
Organism: Pungitius pungitius (ninespine stickleback)
Lineage: Eukaryota; Metazoa; Chordata; Actinopteri; Perciformes; Gasterosteidae
Gene: ltap1
Product: chromosome 11 C1orf43 homolog
Exons: 6
Coding region: 257-1012 (251 amino acids)
Biological process (GO): phagocytosis
Source: RefSeq, a predicted model, not a curated record
ACAGGUCACCUGACCAGCACGGAAGUCAACAAACCGGGAGGGCGGCGACGUGUUACGACGGAAUGCACCUGACUUACUCCGCCGUCGCCGUCGUCCGUCUUUCGUUGAACAACUUCAGUUUCAUGCGUUUGAAAAGCGAGCGCUUAAAUGAAACCGUGGGCUUUUCGCAUGUCACAUGACGGACGCACUUUACGUAAGUUAGCCCGCGUCAGUUAGUUAGUUAGUUCACGUUGACGUUCAAACGCACCGUGCGAGGAUGCAGAGUGACUCUCAUCUCUCGAGCGUUAACGUGGUGCUCGUAAUGGCCUUCGGUAGUCUGGUGUUUGUUUUGCUCUUCAUCGUCAUCAAGAGACAAAUAAUGCGAUUUGCCAUGAAGUCUCGUAGAGGUCCACAUGUCCCUCUCGGCCACAAUGCUCCUAAGGAGCUGAGACAAGAAAUUGAAGCCAAACUGGGCCAUGUCCAGAAAGUCCACUUUGAGCCUCGACUGCUUUGGCCAGAAGAUGAUCUGAGACUCAAGACCCAAGACUGCCUGUACCGGGUGAGAGCGCUGGAUGCCAUCAGAGACACUGAUCUCCCUUUCCGUGAACUCGGCGGCACACCCGCAGCUGUGACAGGUAAGAGACUUCGGACGUGGCUUCUGCAGCUGCGAAACUCCCGCUGUGUGUUCCAGGACAGCCUGAGGUCACUCGUAGACACGGUGCUGGAUGGAUACAACAAAGCGCGUCACGGGGCGGAGGCUUUUGGUGAAGCAGAAUUUUUGAAAUACCACGACGCUCUGACUGAAUUGGCCUCUGUCGUCAAGUCUCAGAGCGGCAGCACCACUCCGACCCAGCACCACCAGUCCGCCGCCAAAGACCUAACCAGCCCCACAGAGCCCGCCAGCUCCUCUUCCUCCCCGACCCAGACCACCUACCUCACGUCUUCAAUGCAGCAGCGCAGCAAGCGGCCCAGGAACUUCCUGGAGCUGAAGAACUUCAAAGACAACUACAACACUCUGGACAGUUCGUUCUGAAAUGAUGUCCCAACACAAAAGGUCAAAAAGCAAGGGCGGAGCUGUCGGUGAUUAAAGUGCCUGCAGAGGGCGACAGUGGACCAGAUAGUUUAGAGUAAUGUUAAAAACACUGCCUUAGUGUACCCAAACGUAUAUUCCCUGGUUUACGAUAUAAUGCAUAUCAGACUCUGCAUUUAUUCAUCCUGCAUUGAUGCAUGUGCUUUGUAAGUAAGUAAGUAAGUAAGUAGGGUUGAUUUGACCAAAUCAGAGUUAUGGCGUUAUGCAAUGGCAUAAGACAAUCAGUAUUUAUUGCACAACGUAAAAGCCUAUUUCGACUUGUUACUAUGAUCCAACUGGAUUAAAAUAUGCUCAUAGUUGAUUCUGUUUUGUAAAAACACUUAUUGGCAAUGUUUAAAAAACACACACUGCUUAUGUCAUUGUGUAUGUUUACAUCGAUGUAUGUCACAACUUAUAUUUCAGCAGUGCAAUUUCACGGCCUGUUUUUUCCUUUUUGCCUUAAUCAUCUGUUCUACAGAAGCCAUACUUAAGUGCUAUUUUUUGUGUUUAUUUGUUCUCCCAGUGCAAUGCAAUUGAGCAUUAUUCCAGCAAAUCAAUGCAUUCUGAAUGUUCCACCAGGGGAAGUCUCUUUAUUUUUUAAUAGGUAGACAUGCCUCCAGAUAUCUGAACUCUUGUUUCCUUUGCCAUAAAGCGAAUAAUGGUAUUUUGUUAUUGUUUAAAGUUGCUAUCCAAAUAAAAACAAUGACAGACG